UACAAAUUCCAUGAACGCACAAACGAUAUACUAGUGUUGGUAGCCGUCGCGCAGUGGUAUCAGUCGAAUCUUCUACCCCGAUAUCGUCGCAGCCUGAAAUGCUGCCUUCACAUGUUCAAAAAUAAACCAUACACCAUCCAAAGAAAAGGAAAUUCCCCAGCAGCAACAUCACAUCCCACAAAAGGCCUAAAAUAUAUUUUGGAUAUUAUUAAUGGUGCAAAUUCGUUGGCCAUUGGCCCCUGGCGUGUGUGUGCGUACAUACCAAAAGAACUGCUGCCGUCGCUGUUGUUGUUGUUGUGUGCGUGUGCAGAGCAGAAGAGCAUAGAAAUUGCCAAACGUUUUUAUAUAAGCUCCAUGUUCUAUGUUUCCCAACAUACGCAUAUAAAUGUGAACGCACAUAUUUAAUAUUAGCAUAGAGUUGUCAUUCAUUCCCCCCCUUGGCAACCGACGCGCUGGGCCCCUACGGCAAUAGCAACGGCGAGAGAGCAGCGGCAGCAACAGCAGUUACGAUACGAGUAAAUAUACACAUGAGGAGGAGAACACAAUUAAAAAUACACCAAGAGCUCCAUUAACGCUGUCCCCAGCCACCCAGCGCCAUACAUCCCACCAUCGCACACAAAUGGAUAUAUGGAAGUGCGCGUGCUAGAAGCGAAGCCACCACCACCACCUGCUGCUGUUGCUGCUUCGUGGGACUGGGACUAGGAUUAGGACUAGCACUAGCACUAGCACAACGGAUAUUGGCAUUGCCCCACCCAUCCAGACAGCUGCUUCAAACUGCGCCGGUGACGACGAGCAGUUAAGGGCAGCAGCAUCUCUGCCCCUGCCCUAGCCCUAGGACCUCUACCCGCCGAGUGGCGCAGGAGCAGCAGCCAGCGGCCAGGAGAACAACAGCCGCCGACGCCGCCGCCGCAGUGCAAUGAACGCCAGCCUCAUCUAUGAGAUACUCAUGUAUCUGAAUUCAUUCUACUUUGGCAUGUACGCCGCCUUUGAGGUGGGCGUGGGCGUGCUAAAGGCAAUCAAUCUGAACUACGGCGAGAAUGUGUUGUCGCGGGAGGCGUCCAUACUGCUCUCGUUGUGCAUCAUUGAGACGCUACGCAUUGUCUUUGGCCGCAAGAGCAGUCUCAGCGAUCGUGGAUGGCAAGCAACCGCAUCCGUAAUAUUAACACUGCCCAGUCUUGCUAUUGUUAUAUAUUUGUGUUGUUUUCAAACCUAUGUUCUCAAACUCGAAAUGAUUCUGAGUGCCUUAAUGAUCACCCUACAAGGUGCUGAACUAGUCUAUGCCAGCAUAUUCAUUUGUACAAUGUGUCGACCCGUAACAUACACCUAGCAGUACGACUACGACGACGACCACGACCAAGCCAUCAUCAUCAUCAGCAUCAGCACUAGCACUACAAGAGGAAGCAGCGGCCGCCGAGGCAGUGCGACGACGAAGACGAGACGUGGCUUUCUCCUGGCACUACUCCAUCAGACAUCUAGACACUACUAGACCACCACUUUAAGGACACUCUACUCCACUCUAUCGACUAGCAACUAAAGUAAACGAGAUAUUACAACCAAUACAAGGAUACGCUGGCGUAUUGCUGUGUGUGCCCUAUGUCCAUAAACCAAAAAACCGAAUCGAUCGACUGGCACGCCGCACUCCGCUCCACACCGAAAUGAACCCACGCAC
Messenger RNA from Drosophila obscura, 1669 nucleotides. RefSeq lists its product as uncharacterized. Lineage: Eukaryota; Metazoa; Arthropoda; Insecta; Diptera; Drosophilidae. Gene Ontology annotation, cellular component: ciliary transition zone. The record is from RefSeq and is a predicted model, not a curated record. The coding region runs from base 917 to 1327 and encodes 136 amino acids. Gene Ontology annotation, biological process: non-motile cilium assembly. The transcript has 2 exons.